UUACCGGACAUACGUUUCUGGGCUCACGCUCUGGUGACAUUAGACGCUUUCCUGCAGCCGGUGGUUAAUAAAACUCACCGCCGUUUUAUUUGACACCAGAACCGUUGCCGUUAAUUUUCUGGACCGGGUCAGCUGGGACGCUCGCGCUGUGUGAGAAUGUUUCUGUCAGCGGUACCGACGCGCGUGCUGAUGCGAAGGUCGCGCAGUCUGUCGCCGUGUCGCGCGCUGCAGACCGGUCGCGGCGAGGCGUCGCGCUUCCGAAACCUCUGCGAGCUCGAACCGAACCGGAGCCCGUUGGCCUGCGGCUCGCGCGCGUCCAGAAAGAGCGUUUUGAGCGAGCGGUCGCACGCGCAGUACCACGAGCUGACCGGCAGGUGGCGCGCGAGUCUUGAGGCACGCAGGAGCAGCUGGGCGACGCUCACCGUCGCGGGGCGCGAUGGCGCGUCGGACGCGUCCUCCGCCGCUGGCGUCAUUUCGGCGGCAGCCCUCGCUUUCUGUUUAAAGAAAGACAGAGACGGAGGAGGUACAAUAAUAAACGCACACACUGAUAAACUGGUUUUACUCGAGUGCGUGCUGAUGCGAAGGUCGCGCAGUCUGUCGCCGUGUCGCGCGCUGCAGACCGGUCGCGGCGAGGCGUCGCGCUUCCGAAACCUCUGCGAGCUCGAACCGAACCGGAGCCCGUUGGCCUGCGGCUCGCGCGCGUCCAGAAAGAGCGUUUUGAGCGAGCGGUCGCACGCGCAGUACCACGAGCUGACCGGCAGGUGGCGCGCGAGUCUUGAGGCACGCAGGAGCAGCUGGGCGACGCUCACCGUCGCGGGGCGCGAUGGCGCGUCGGACGCGUCCUCCGCCGCUGGCGUCAUUUCGGCGGCAGCCCUCGCUUUCUGUUUAAAGAAAGACAGAGACGGAGGAGGUACAAUAAUAAACGCACACACUGAUAACUCUCUCUCUCUCUCUCUCAGGUUGUUGGCAGAAGGGGUGGAUCCGAACAUCCGGCAUCGUUUGGGUUGGACGGCUCUUAUGGUGGCCACCAUGAACCGACAGCACAAUGUGGUGAAGGUUCUGUUAGAGGCGGGUGCUGAUCCAAACAUGGGCGAUGACUUCAGCAGUGUUUAUGAGACGGCGCGAGAGAUGAGCGUUCACUCAUUAGAGGUGUUGGUGAGCAGAGAGGAUGAGUUCAGUAAUCGUCUGAGCAGUCGGGCCAGUUUUCGUGGUUGUACUCCGCUGCAUUACGCCGUUCUGGCUGAUGACCUGCAGACCGUCCGUCUGCUGCUGGACGCAGGUGCCAGCCCUUUACGGAAGAACACACUGGGACACGCUCCACUGGCCUACGCUAAAGAUGGAGAGAUGCACAACGUCUUGAAGGAGUGGGAGACCAAGUUUUUGGAGGUUCAGCAGAAGAGAGAGGCUGAGGAGAGACGCAGGUUUCCACUGGAGCGCAGGUUAAAAGAGCACAUCAUUGGACAAGAGGGAGCCAUCAAUACUGUCGCUUCAGGUAAACACACACAAGCCGGGUUUCCAUCCAAAGUUGUGAAUUUAGCUUAUGCGCAAAAUUGGAAUAUCACAUAAAACAUUUUCGAAUAAGCACCGUUUCCAUCCAACUAGUCAACCGUCACUUCCUAAUAAACUGGCACUAAAUAUCAGUAAGAAAAGUAAGAGAAGCCACUGAAUAUAAUGAUUUUCAUAUAGAAUAAUACUUGCGCAAGCAGACGAUUACGAAACACAAUAAAUGCGGUGCUUUUGUGGAUGUCUGCUGUUUUGGAAACACAGUCGUGACAGUUCUAAGAGGCAAUUACAGAAAUACUUGACGAUUUUGCUCAGGCAUUUAGAAUGACCGUAACAAUAUUUCUGAUGCUGUGACACAAGAUCAGUCCUCUGGUUAGUCAGGUUACGCCGGCCGUCUCAUAGUGCAAUUACGUGACUUUUUGGAGGAAUUUAUUCGGCAAAUUAGUUUCCAUCUCCCAUUAUUCGCAUUAACCCUUUUUCGCAAAAAUGAAAAACCACCUCAAGCGAGUGUAAAAACUUUUUGCGAAUUAAGGGUUUUUAAUUCGAAAUUUGGCAUUUCUAUCACUCGUUUCUGAUGCGAAACUUCAAAAUGCAAAUAAAACCAGAGUGAUGGAAACCCAUGUGUGUCACAGGAUCUGCUGGGUUUGGUCAUCUGAGGUUCUAGUUGUUUUUCAUGUUCAGCAUAAAUGAAUCAUGUUCUAAAACACAAGGAGCAUGAGGUGUCACAAACUUUCAACACAUUUAGCUUUUAUAAUAGUAAGUGUUCAGAAUGAAAUCAAAGAGUGUAGAGACCAAGAGGCGAAACUCUGGUGCUUUUUGGGAAACAGUGGGAAGCGCUUCGGUAGCACGGCUGCCAUUUUGGGGUGAAAAUGCCACCUGGACAAUAGAGAAUGUGAAGCUAUGUCACGCCGUGUUGAAUGUUGCGCCAUCUUGGGAGGAUGGCUGCUCGUGCGUUCAAUGCAGUGUUUUGAAAUAUAACUAUGGUAGGUCGGUCUUGCUGCGUUAAAAACUGCAAUAGCAUCACGCGGAGUCGUUCAGAAAAAUCCACUGGUUCUUUCACUUUCGAUUUCUCCUUAUAUCAAAUGAAACAAGUAACUGUACAUGUCAAAACAAUAAUAGCAGUGGAGAAUGAGCCUCUCAAGAUGGCAGCGCCACCACAACAUGCAACAUAGGGCGUGACAUCAUACAGAAUAGUGCAAUAGAAAAUUCUCAAAUGAAGUCAUCAGUAAAUGUUAUGACACCUACAGUAAAUGUAAAUUGUAUUGUCUUAUAAUUGUUUUAUGUUAUCAGUUGUGGAAUCCAACUAUUUAGCCUACUUUAUUGAGUUUUCCAUUGAAUGCAACUUUACACAUUUACUAUUACUAUUAUUAGUUACUAUUUCUCCACUAGGUCUGAAAUAUACAGUAUACUGUAGGUUUUAAUCCCCUGGAACACGCUACAGACAUGAUGAUCUUAUAGAACCAUGCUGAAAAAAGAACAAUAAUGUAAUGGAUUUAAUGGUAAUAAUGUUAAAUCUUUUUGGAAUAAUGCCAAAAACACACUACAAAAAGGAAUUUCAUAAUGGGUUUUAAUGGGAAAAGCUAAUGGUUCAUAUUUGUAACCAUGAAUUUCUCUGAUGGUUUCUAUUGGGUUUCUAUUUUUUAGCAAGUCCUGCCGAAUAAAAACAAUAGAAACCCAAUUCUAAUGGUUUCCAUUAAUACACCAUAAUGAACUAUUAGCUUUUUCCAAUAAAAUUUGGGUAUUUGACAGAUUAAUAUGCAAAUUUGUUUUAUGGUGUGACGGCAAAAAUGAGGAAAAACAUGGAAGAAAAAUCUCUCUUACACUGUUUUAUAUUAUAAACAUGAAUAUUAACAAUAUAAAAUAAUAUAAUAUUAACA
Molecule: messenger RNA, 3380 nt
Organism: Triplophysa rosa
Lineage: Eukaryota; Metazoa; Chordata; Actinopteri; Cypriniformes; Nemacheilidae
Product: caseinolytic peptidase B protein homolog
Exons: 7
Coding region: 157-1566 (469 amino acids)
Molecular function (GO): protein binding
Source: RefSeq, a predicted model, not a curated record